This is a messenger RNA of Ostrea edulis (European flat oyster), 1904 nucleotides long. Its product is annotated as medium-chain acyl-CoA ligase ACSF2, mitochondrial-like. Bases 61 to 1038 code for a protein of 325 amino acids. The record is from RefSeq and is a predicted model, not a curated record. The transcript is spliced from 2 exons. Lineage: Eukaryota; Metazoa; Mollusca; Bivalvia; Ostreida; Ostreidae.
ACAUAACUUGGAGGACGUUAGCAGCGAACGAUUGGAAUAGGACCCAGGAACGUAUUCGUCAUGUCAGACUUGAGUUAUCUCUGUACUCCACGGACCAUUCCUUACAAGUACAAAACAAUCACCCAGGUUUUCAACGAAAUAACAACAACAUUUCCAAACAAAGAAAUUCUCAUUUAUCGAGGCAUUGAUGGGACCAGGGAAAGCUUGACUUGCCGUCAACUUCAGACGCACGCGACAAAGUUAGCAGGAUAUCUUGUCAGGAAAGGAAUUAAAAGGGGAGAUAAAAUUGCUCUUUCUGGACCCAACACUCUAGAGUGGGUAAUAGCAGAAUUAGCUAUAAUUAUGGCGGGGGCUAUUGUUGUUCAUGUUCCCUUCAGUAACACCGAUGCGAGAGAUGUUUACGAAAUAGCUUCAACUGCUGAGUGCAAGGCUUUUCUGAUUGACCCCGGCAAACGAGAUGAAUAUUUAGAAAUGAUUUUACAGCUUAAUGCCCUUCUAGUGAGACACACGAAAUCUUCAGCGUUGGUUUUUCUCAGAAAGAGCAAGAAUUUAGCGUCCUUUGAUGACCUUCCUGGAGUAUUACAGUUAGAAGAGGAAGUUGAAGUUGAGCUUCCUACACUCUACCCCGAGGAUGAAAUUGUGAUUUUCACAACGUCUGGAAGCACGGGGAAGCCUAAAAUGAUCCCUAAAACUCACUUUCAUGCAAUCAACAAUCCUAUCAUAUCGUCUGGAAAAGUUUACAAUGAUCGGCCAUUUGCUUGGAGUGCAGGAUCUCCCAUUCUAACCGUAUAUCAAGGGACACCAAAAGUAUUUUGCGAUUCCUCAAUUGCCUCUGAAGGACACAGCACUAUGAAAAUAUGGGAAGUAAUCAAAGAAGAAAAGUGUACAUCGGCAAUAUUAUUACCUUACUUUCUUUUAGAUUUGGUUGCACACGGAGAAAAUUACAAAGAUCCGUUCAACUCGAUGCCGUCGCCACAGGUGGACAGUCGAUUAACAAUUUCCACACGAAUGUCAUUGGCAUAUUUACAAGGAGUUUGAGAGCCGGAUACGGAUCAACCGAAGGAAUGAAGAUAUCUGGACUUCCGCCUGUUACUACUGCUGGUGAAAUGCAGGCCGGUGAUGUAGGCAAACCAGUACCAGGUACAGAAGUGAAGAUCAUUGAUGGAGAUGGAGAUGUUUUGAGAAAAGGGGAGAACGGGGAACUUUGUAUACGAAGCGUGUAUGGUUUUGAGAAAUACUACAAGAACACAAGCUUAACAGAGGAAGUCCUUUUGCCUGGAAAGUGGUUUCGUUCUGGCGACAUUGCGCAUAUAAAUGAACACGAUCAUAUUAUAAUAAUCGGGCGUAUCAAGGAUUGUAUAUCCCGAGGUACGAGAAAAAUUUUACCCAGUAGCAUCGAGAAAAUCAUUGUAAGAAAGAAUGGUAUACGAAAUGUGAUUGUAGUUGGUGUACCUGACAAGCGUUUAUACGAAGAAAUUUGCGUUUGUUACGUCACAGAUCCUGGGUAUGAAAUUUCCCCAACCGACGUAAAACAGUUUUGCAGGACAGAGUUCAUUGGGCACGAUGCCAUUGAUGGUCUUGGAGAAAUGCCGAAAUAUUUUCUCAGAUUCCAUGGUCUACCGAUGCUUAAUAAUGGAAAAAUUAACAAAAUGCAAAUGAGAAUUGAUGCCAUUCAACAGUUGGAAUUGAUCAAUUAGAUGGAUCGUGAACUCUUGAUAUCAAAUUUCUCUAACCAAAAUUGAAUCUUGUAGUCGGAGUAGUUAUCUGCAAAGCAAUUAAAAUUCUUUUUAAAUACUUCUUUUCCCACCACGAAAUACCCCAUAGCUUUCAUGGACAUGGAUAUUUACUCCAGAUUUAGAUCAUACAUGUAUAUCUUAUUAAACUGAUUUGAAGUUAAAGACCCA